AUGCUUGAGAAUCGCGAAAAAGAUGUUAAUAAAGUGCUAUCUGUACUGGAUUCACCCUCCACAACACCCACAACAUCGCCACCUCGUGAUGCUUUCAUAAUGUCACAACCGCUAUCAUCAUCAUCAUUUGACAGUUAUAGUUAUAAAACAGACUCUGCUACAGUUGAUGUUCCCACAACACCACCACCAAACCGGAAUGCUAAACGUCCUCGACCCUCAUUGCGAAAGAAGUUGGAUGAGUUGUAUCAGAACGGUCAGACCCCAGAAGCAUUAAAACAGUCUCCCGAUAAAAUGAAAAUGUCUGAUACGAUUGAGAGCUGGCCUUAG
Molecule: messenger RNA, 327 nt
Organism: Acaulospora morrowiae
Lineage: Eukaryota; Fungi; Glomeromycota; Glomeromycetes; Diversisporales; Acaulosporaceae
Source: the annotation of a GenBank genome assembly